GAGAGAUUUCACUGCUGAUUUCAAUUUCGCUGUAAUUCAUUCUGGAUGUCGCUUGAAUAUUAACAUCUCCAUUGAAUGAAAGCCCAUUGAUAAAUACGUGUUUCUCACUUUUUUAACGAUAACGUAUGCCGAGCGUGUCGAAGUUCAAACAGAAACAUUUAAAGGCCAAAACGUAUCGCCCAUAUGUCUCGGUGAUAUCUCGCUACGCCCCUGAUGCGAGGUAUUGCGGUAUGAAUCGAUGCAUUCGAGUGCACGCACGAGAUGCGCGGCGAAUGUCUCGCUGCAGAAAAACGCGGCGUUUCGCGAGGAGCGUAACGAACUCACCGUGAGUCAUCGGCACGAAAAUAAAGCGUGAGGAAGCUCGUGUGACCCCGGCCGAUAAAAAGGCUUAACAACGGUGACCGCAACCGCGGGUGCAUCAUGCACGUAGCGCCGGGCCGAGAGGUAGAAGACGCGGGGAGAUCCGCGCGAGAAACACUUCAUUCCGCUUGUGAAAGGAAGAGAGACACCUCGCCAAGUAGCACUUGGCAACCUUGUCUUUUUUCUCUUCCUAUUGCUGUCGUCUUCAGCCUAGGUUUCAAUUAGACCAGAGGCUCUAUUAGCAGGAAAAAUCCGAAGAAUUUUCGUGAGGGACAAACUCUUUCAAGUAGAAAGAGUGACUUCUAGCCAGUAUGACUUCUGGCCAGGAAUUCUGAUUAUUGGAUGGUAACACUAGAUAGUUUCUGAUCAGUUUCUAAUCAGUUGACUCGUGUCUAAUCAAACUUCUUUUCCACGCGAAAUUCUAUCAAAUAAUUUUCGUCAAUCGUUCGAUUGUACAUAGUAAAAUAUUAUAAAUUAUUAUUCAAUAAUAAUUCUGUAUAGAAAUACAGAAGUCUAUAUAACGAGAAACAUCUUAGAAGAUAGAACAAUAAAUUACCGUCUAAUAAAUUGAAUUUUAUCCGAAAUUUAAGUUGAACCGAACAAUAAAUUACCGUCCAAUAAAUUGAAGUACAAACUUGCAACAGUACUGGCCAAUUUCUAGUUAGGUUUUCUUGGAAAUGGUUCUACUUGGAAUGUGAUUUAGUCCCGAGAAAUCGUCAUCGACCGUCGGCGAUACGUAAUCUAGCGCGGAAGUUAGACUAUCUUGCCGCAAGAUUAUCGCUAUAUUAUCGUUCGUGGUCGAAAAGCUGUCCGCUUUAAAGACUGACGAGCGUAUUCCACAAGAUUCUCGACAGCGCGUCCGGCAACGUCGAAGUUGAACAAAAUUCCUUCUUGAGACACACGAUCGCGUGUAAAUUCGCGCGAUAUAUUUGCGUGUCACUCCUGUACGCCUGUGCGGUUUGAAUGAACGGCUGUGCGCGGUGUGUACUUAGUGUAGCGUCUAGACUGAUUGUAUUUCAGUGCCUUGCCCCGGCAGAUUUCCCUCCUAAUUCGCACCUGCGCGUUACGAACCUGCGCGGCCCUUAUGCAUAUUCAAAAUAGCGCGGAUUUCGCCAAUUUCGCUUUUGCCGCAAGAAAGUGGGUUAACCGCGCGUGCGUUCGGCUCACCGAUCGCCUUGUGCAAUAUAUCGCGCAAGUAAAAAUAGGAAACGACGAGAUAGCAGCGAGAGUGCGAAUACAAUAACGCGUAUUGUCAUCAAUCCGGGGACGCCACAGUUAUCGGCACUACGUUUGAUAAGCUACCACUGAGCGAUACACCUUCUAGCCGACGUAGCGAGUAAACUAAAAGUUCGUGUAGCAAACACAUGUGUGUCAUUCAGAAAUACGUUAUUUAAACAGCAGAUACAUGUUGUCUAUGUGGAAAAAAAUAUUUCGAAAGAAAGGUGCUGACGGUGUGAUCACGAGGCGAGGUACCACAAUGGCGGAGGUGGCGACGAAGAAGUCCAUCAAUGUAGUAAGUAGCAAGAAGAGCGAAGUGUGCGGUGUUCAGUCUAACAACGGCUUGAUUGAUUUGGAUAAUCUAACCGCGAGUAACAAGCAACUAAUCUCGUUGUGCGACAACAACGACGACGACGACGACCUCGUGCUGACGAACAACACCCGUAACGAGCUCAGCGGCGAAGACAAGAGCCUGCAGGAGCUAAUCGAGAGCGAGCUGGCGCUGAGGAUCUGCUCCAGCAAGGACGACGACGAGGUGAUCGCCGACGAGUCCGACGAGAUCACCACGCAGCCGGAGAUCCGCCGGAUCGUUCUGGACCGGCGGGAGGAUAAUCUCGACGUGAACGCGGAGUUCAUCGCGGCCGAGAACGAGCACUGCUCCCUGAUCGAGGAGCCUUACGGUCACCAGAAUGGUCACGCGUCCCCCGACGCUAACGCCGAGAACGUGAAGCCGGAGCCGGUGCUUGUUCGCGACGAGCAAGAGGAACAGGUGUUCGUCGAGCAGCCGGGACACGGAGACGCGACGGUCAUUCAGAAGACGAGCGACGACGAGCUCGUCGACGACAGCGAAGUCAACCGUGAAGACGCGAGCGCUGUCGAGGACGCCGAUCCGCAGCUCGCGGUCGAACCCGGCUCCGACGAGGUCGCGCGCGACCUCGCCGGCGAGUCUGAUUCUCAGUCAGAGUUCUCUGCGGCUCCUGUGACUUGUCCCGACAAGUACCAACAAGAGGAGGAAUCGGCGCAGAGGAUACCGGACGACGUGGACUUACUCUGCACGGAUAUCAAGCAAGAGGAGAAGGACGCGGACGCCGUCUUGGAGACGUGGGUUGAGCAGGCGCCGUCCUCCGACGGUCAGUUCUCCGACAACUUCGACGAGACGCUCCCUUCCCAGCAGGAACGACACGUCCAACAGUCUUCCAUGAACGAACAUAUCGACGAGAUGGAUAAUGUGCACGUAAAUAUUGUAACCGAGUCCGAGAUGCUCUUCGAUUCUGAGCGCAAGCACGAGGAGAAGGUCAUCGCAGCGUCGGCAAUUUCGCAAGACAGAACGUCUGUCUUCGAAACGGCCGAGCAGGCCCCGGCCUCGAAACCGAGCGAGGAGCUGGAGGACGACGACGCCACGAGUCGAUCCGAGCUGGUCGCGGAAGCAGCCAGCACGCAAGAGUUCCUCGACAUCGAGCGGCGCAUUCUGAGCGAAGAGACCGGUCAGGAAACACCGCAGAUCGUGGUGUCGUCGGAGAUCACCGAGUCGCAGUCUGAGUUGGUCUUCGACAACGAGUCGACGGAGUAUGCCAAGGAUGCCGCGGAGGACGCGCAGAAUCCGGUGGACGAGUCCUCCAGCGAGUUCUCGGCGUCCGACUCGACUUUCAUCGAAAAGACCGAGGUCGUGGUGUCGGACACGAGCGUGACUGUGUUCUCCGAGAUGAAACAGCUCGAGCCGAUCGAGACCCUGGACUCGUGGACCACGGUCGAGGAGGCCACGAAGCCGGCGAGCUCAGCCGACGAAGAGCGCGGAGGUGCGCCGAUCGCGGCCGGUCACGCCGCCGUCGCCGACGAGACGACGUCGUCGUCGAAAGACGACGAUAAUAUCGAGGGAAAGCCGGACAAUUUGCUCACGCCCUCGUCACCCCGCGCUCCCUUGGCCACACCGGACGACGAGACCAGCGACAUUUCUAACGCCUGCGAUAGCGAGAGCCGCGAGGAGACGGUGACCACCAGCUCCACCGUGGUGACCUCCUCCAAGGGCGGGACCAAAACGAAGAAGAAGAAGAUCGAGGGCGUCGCUGGUAACGAUGCCACCUCGCCGAACCUUACGCCGCGCACAAAGAAAACCAAGAAGAGCAAGAAGAGCGAUCUCGAGAAGGAGAACAUCUCCGUGAACUGUAGUUUACGUGACGCAAGCAUGCACACGGGUACUCAGCGAACGCACUCGGAGAUGAUCGAUUUCUCCGACGAGGACGAUCUAUCGAACGUCAACGUCAAGUCGCUGACACAGAACUAUGUCACGGAGACGAGUCGUAGCGACCAGGAGAAGUUGUGCAGAGAACGCAUCGCGACCGGCGUGUCCAUCAAGCAAUUAUGUCGCAGCUUUGGCGACAUCUCGAACAUGAGCGACGGCGAUCAGACGGCAUUCGGGAAAACGAAUCACGCGAUGGAAACCGAGGAGAAAGCAAGGUCGAUGGGUGAUCUGAGAGUAUGCGAGCAGGGUUACUCGAGGUACACCAAAGACGCGCUCGUCUUCGCCGGGGUGUCGGUCAAGGCCCUCAGAGCUUCCUACUGUAGUUUGGCAAGCUUGUCGAGCGAGGGUAAGGACAAGGAGCGGGCGUGCGAGAAGCCGAAGCUCGAGAAAUCGAGUUUCAACAAAUUCGACGCACUCACCAAGAAGACUGUCCUGCACGUGCGCUCGGUCGAUGCCGGAAAAGUUCAACAACAGCUGAACGCCGUGGGCCAGAACGGCGAGGCGAACACGAAUUGUCGCAGCUGCGGCAAGGUCGUGUUCCAAAUGGAGCAGACAAAGGCCGAGGGUCUGGUCUGGCACAAGAAUUGCUUCCGGUGCGUGCAGUGCAGCAAGCAGCUUAACGUGGACAAUUACGAGAGCCACGAGAGCACGCUCUACUGUAAGCCACACUUCAAGGAGCUCUUCCAACCGAAACCGGUCGAAGAGUCCGACCAGCCCGUGCGACCUCGAAAGCCGGAGCUGAUCAUACGGGAGAACGAGCCGAAAGAGCUGCCGCCCGACGUGGUCAGAGCUUCCGACAAGCCCGAUCUGGGACUCGAGGAGCUCUCAAGCCUCAACGUGAAGUCGCGCUUCCAGGUCUUCGAGAAAGCCAGCACGGAGAACGCCAAUGAGAUCGAGAGGUCGCCGUCGCAGAUCGCCGUCAAGAGAUCACCCAGCAUCCUCAGCAAGCUGGCCAAAUUCCAGGCCAAAGGCAUGGACAUUGGCGUAGCGGACGAAUCCCUCAAUGGUAUACCCUACGAGGAGUCCAGCGAAAGCGAAGAUGAAGUGGAGACGGAGGAAACCGAAGAGGUGGAGGUCGAGAUCGUGAAGGCAAAACGCACGACGCGCGAACGUCCGAUCAGUUUCUCAAAGAUGGACGACAUCAAGAACCGUUGGGAGUCCACCAGCCAACAGGGUAGGCGCGAGGUGCAGCGCGAGGCCAGGAAAGAAGAAAUCGCUGGAAUCCGCUCGCGACUGUUCAUGGGUAAACAGGGUAAGAUGAAGGAGAUGUAUCAGCAGGCGGUAGCCGGAAGCGACCGCGUCACGAAGAUAAAUGCGGCGGAGGAGAUCCAGCACUCGACCCACGCUCGCUCCAUCAAGGAAAGAUUCGAGCGGGGCGAACCGAUCGCCGUCUCGGACGACGAAACCGACAGCAAACCGAAACCGGAGAAAGCCGACGAGGAGGUGAUCGCAGCAGGUAUCAGCAGGAAAUCGCGAUCGCUCUUUUUGGAGUUGGACGCCUCCGCGGCGAAGACGGGACGUCCAGUUACGCCGGUGCAUCCGAAAACGCCGACCGAGACCUCACGGCGCGCACGAGACGCAUUCAUGGCUCGUCAAGUCUCAGACGACGUGGUGCGCAGCUCGGACACGACCGAGGAGGUCCAAGUAGAAACGUCCGACAUUACGAACAAGUUCAAAUUUUUCGAGUCCUACAAGGAACCGGAGAAACAGCGGAAGCAGUUUCGCAUUACGCCGCCGCGCGACGGACAAGUCAAGAUGGAUUCACCGGAUCGCGAGAUUUACCGCGAUCCCGACGUGGUCAGAGCCGACGACAGGGUGGACGAGGUGGUGCACACGGACACCGCAAGGAAGAUGCUGUCUAUCUUCCGACAGAUGGAGGAGAACGCGUCCAAGGAAGAUUUGCCAGAUGGGCCGAAGCCCUUGAAACGCUUCACACCGCCUCCCGAGGACAAGUUUGCCAAGGCGACCGCCUCGGACUCGGAAGAGGACGAAGAAGAAGAGGGCGAAGAAUCCGAAGGUGACGACAGCGCUGAGGAGAAAGAUCCCAACUACGUGCGUGCUUCUGAUAAGGUGGAGGACGAGUUCCUGAAGCAGGCGCAGAACGCGGCGCGCGCCAAGACUCUGCGCGCCAAAUUCGAGCAUUGGGAGGAGACCGACGGCAAAGUCAGCAAUCACCAUAUUGCCGAGAUAGAGAUGGCCCAAGGCACAGGCGAGCAAUCCAGCAUAGAGUCCGCGAGCAGUCUGCGAGCUCGCUUCGAGUCUCUCGGCUCGCAGACCAACGAAUCCCCGCGCACGCCGAAGGUCAAAGUCAAUCGAUUUGUGCAGUAAAGGAGACCGAGGAUAUGCACCUGGAUUAAAUCGCAUGCGAGGAGGAGAAGCAGGAGGGAGAGGAAGUGAAGGAGGGGAGAAGGUGAAGGAGGAGGAAGAGGAGGAGAAUCGAUGGAGGAAGAAAGCGUCGUUGGGACAACCGCGGUGGAAAACCAGUUUUCUUUCUUUUUCUUCACCCUCUUUCGUUUUCGUCAGUCUCGCGCGUUACGCAACGGCAAUAACGUUCGGCCGUUCGUGGAUCGUUCAGCGGCGAUCUUACCGAUUUUAUUAGGAUUGGUUUUUUUUUUAACCUUACGUUCGUAGAGCAAAUCUCGUUUUAGAGCCACAUAUAUAGGAUGUAUCAUACGUCAUGCGUUAAAUAAUGUAUUACCGUAUCACGUGAUGGAUCUGUCGAGCGUUUUGUCCGGCUACCGAUCGGAAAGCAAGAGACACGUCGCGAUGAGAGAAGACAACUCGAGACAGUGCGUUAACGUGACGGAAACGAUAGCACGCGCUAUGGAGAGAGAAGUCAGCGAAUGAGAAUCACUCAUUGCUCCAGUACGAGACUCUAAGGAAGAGCACGCGAAAUAUUCAGCGUGUAUAUUUACUCGCAAUCCCGAUCGAGGCGUUCCCUGUCAAUCCCGAUAUUUUCAUAAGUCUCCAGGAGAGAGACAGGAGAGAUUUUCGCUUUAUCAGUAAAAAAAAGCCGCGCCCAAGUGCUUCUUUCCACUUGCAGAAACGCUCGACUUAUCCUUACACAUAUAUCAGAGAGCGAGCGAGAGACAGAGAGAGAGAGAGAGAGAGAGAGAGAGAGAGAGAGAGAGAGAGAAGUGUAUUGUUCUACUAAUUUACUUAAUGUAAAAAACACGAGCGUCCAUCCGCGUUGCGCGUCGUACGAUGCCCUCGCUGGCUUGAUCGUUACCGCAAGGAUUCCUCCUUCGGGGUAAUCAUGCACGACGACGUGAGGCCUGUAAAACGCGCGGAUGGAGCCGCUCCUGAUCGAUGAGACUCGUAACGGUGCGCACUCGAUCUUCCAUCGCUCGACGUCGACUAAUCGAAAGAAACGUUCCUCGUGAUUAAACGAAACUCUGUAUGUAAUCGCGUAUACAUAGCAAUUAUUUUUGUAUUCAGAUCCCUCGAUCGAAAGAGAGAGAAAAUGCGGCUGUAACGUUUCUACGAGGUGCCAAAUUUUACGCGAUCUUUCUCUAGCUGUGUGUUCAUUUUUACUGAAAAAAAAAAAAAAGACAAAAGAAACAAACGUUCGCAUCGUUACGAUCUUCAUCCGCGUGUACCGCUUUAGGUUUCUGAUUUUCAAGUGUUAAGUGCCAAGUUUUUCGUCGAGAGAUAAAUGAGAAAUUGGAGAAAGAGAGAGAGAGAGAGAGAGAGAGAGAGAGAGAGAGAGAGAGAGAGAGAGAGAGAGAGGGAGAGAGAAAGAGACAACGAGUGAGAGAGUACGAGGGCGAGAGAGAAAGCAAAUGCGUGAGAGAGCCAAGUGAAUGAGAGGAGUGAGAGACGGAUGACGCUUCCCCAGAUCGACUUUACGUGCGAGACAAGGGCCUGAACGAGGAAUUAUCGUCUGGUAGAGGAAAUCACCGGGCACUAGGUGCUGCCCACAGUGAGACACCCACUAGCGCAUAGGGACCGUAGCUAUUUCGAUCGCUUUUACAAAUUUCGAAUCUUUUUACAGCUUAUAAACGCGGUAGCUCUAUCACGUAGAUUUUUAUACCCGUCUGUCCGUUGACGACGGAGACCGGUUUCUUUCGCGACGCGAAAAGAACUGAUCGAAUUUUCCCCAUGGAGACCUCGAUACUCCCGUCGCGCCCGCUCUCGCGCGAUCCGGUCGAUCUAAUUGUGCUCGAGAAAAAUGAUUAUACUUUACACAAUGACUACACAUCCACACUCUCUUAAAGUAAAUCAGUGAAACAUUAUCGAGAGCAAUGAAUAUACACUGAUCUGCAGCUAUAAGUAUAGCACGGAAGCUGCUCAAUGUUAUACUUAUAAUUGAUAUCAGUGAUUACUCACAGAUUCACUUUAAGAUAGUACACACACACACACAUAUAUAUAUAUAUACACUCGUUCAACAUGUGGAACUGUGACGAUUUCGUACUUUACGAAGUGCACGUUUAACAAUCUUACUCGCACUAGAUGUCUAAAUACGAUGUAUUAUCUCUCCGAACGAAGGAAGAUACACACAUACCCAUUAAGGUGUUCUUUUCUCGUUUCGCGUCGUAUGCCGUGACUUUUCCUAACCGCCGGAUCGCGCGGGAGAUCGAACCCGUCGCGAUUUUUCGAGACGAGAUUUUCGCUGUCGGCGCUAUCGCGUACGAACGGUAUCGUUGUACACGGAUGUGUAAGGCCGGGGGUACGCAAAUAAACGUCAGCAGAUAAGGGCUCAAACAGACGAGCCACUUUUUCGCGCCACAGAUCUAUGCAGAAGGGCUUCAACUGUGGCGCCUUCAACUGUUACCAAGUAACUUCUCUCAGAAGCGCCUCUGCAUGGCGCCACAAGGCCCUUAAUGGCACGUCUAUGCGCGACUAAGGGCCGAUUUUUCCAACCACUUUAUAAGCUAAUUAAGUUAUUGAAUACUUGGUGAGCCAACAGUUGAAUCAUACAUCUGUCUUUGUUUAAUUUUAAGAAAAAGCAAAAAUAAGCACAUGAUUUAAUUGUUAGUUGGCGCACCAAGGGGUUGGGAAAGUCUGCUCUAAGUCGUGCUUCUCUGUGGUGCCAUAAAAUGACUUGACCGUCUGUUUAAGCCCUGAAAACUUAAGCAGUAAGCAAACUGACCGAGCACAAUCGAUGAUUCUUCUCACGUCUCAAAGAUAGUCGAUGGCGAUCUGUCAAUUUUCCUACUGCUCAAGUCUUACUGCUUACGUUUUCCUGCGCGUACUGUCCGUUCAAUAACGCCAAUAUCGCGAUAUACUUUGUAUACUUCAGUGGGAAGAGAGCGCGCGAAGGUGCGCGUGCGACUUCAGGAUGAGACGAUCGAGGAAGUCUCGCGGAGGAUCUUUUUAGAGGCGUUGAUCGAAUUUUUUAGACUUAUAUAUACCGACGGACACUAGUGGAGAAGGAGGGAGAGAUCGAGAAUUAUGUAUAUUGUCGACCGCGCGCGCUAGAAGUACUCUUUCCUUUCCUUUCUUUUUUUUCUUUCCUCCUCUUUUACCGUUCGUGCAAUAAUUAAUAACGUAUGACUCUCGGCGCGAGCGCGCGCCGAGUCGCGGCAAGACACGUCUCGAGUGAGAGACUCACGUUUCAUCGAAGAAGAAAAGCUAAGCCUAAGCUAGUCUCGAUAAUAUGCGCACAGAAUCCGCUCUGUUAAUCGGGUGAUGACGGACCGAUGGAGAGACAAUCUCGCGUGACAAUUUACAAGUCCUUGUUACGGCCUCUCGAAGUCUUCUGAUUUGUAUAGCAUAUAGCUAGCGAUAAUAUCUCUCACUAGUUUAUCUGAGAUUUUACUGCGUCUUUUAACGUAUCAUUUUUAUCGAUGUAUAACGAUCUUGUUCUGUUCAUCUCUUUCACGUGUAACAUUUAUUACGAUAAUAUACAGAAAUGGUCAAUAAAAGAGAUGCUAAAUCUGUC
Messenger RNA from Odontomachus brunneus, 9701 nucleotides. RefSeq lists its product as uncharacterized. The transcript is spliced from 20 exons. Gene Ontology annotation, cellular component: plasma membrane; actin cytoskeleton. The coding region runs from base 1766 to 6145 and encodes 1459 amino acids. Gene Ontology annotation, molecular function: actin filament binding. Lineage: Eukaryota; Metazoa; Arthropoda; Insecta; Hymenoptera; Formicidae. The record is from RefSeq and is a predicted model, not a curated record. Gene Ontology annotation, biological process: actin filament bundle assembly.